Messenger RNA from Mya arenaria, 758 nucleotides. RefSeq lists its product as uncharacterized. NCBI's taxonomy places the organism in Eukaryota, Metazoa, Mollusca, Bivalvia, Myida, Myidae. The record is from RefSeq and is a predicted model, not a curated record. The transcript is spliced from 3 exons. Bases 66 to 461 code for a protein of 131 amino acids.
AAGUCAAGAAAAAAAAGGAUAGAAACAGCCGGCUAGUCCACACGGCCACCGGGACUUUAACAAAAAUGAUGCCGCUGUUCCGAGAGCAAAAGCAGAUGACGUUGGUGGCCAUGGCGGCCGGUGUCGGAGCGGCAGAGGGCGCCAGCAUCCUGUACUACAUGAUAGUUCCGUGGUUUCUACUUCCGGGCCAGAGGUCGCUCUACAGCUCCCUUGCAUGUAAUCUUCUGCUCAUCACACUAGUUAACAAACUUGUACGGACAUACUGGAGCGUCCGGACAUGGAAGGACGCCAUCAUGUUGAGUACAUGGCUGUCCCUUUGUUACGCGGCCAUACACGCUCCUUACGUGAUCACGUGGUGGAACCCGAUGUCCUACACGUAUCUUGCGGGACCCAUAGCUCACACACUGCUACAGCUAUCAGCCAUGACCGUUGCAUUGUGGUACAUAAACACUAAGCGAUAGAAUGCGUAUUUGAGCAGUAAGUUUGUGAAUUAAAUUAAAAAAAUAAGACAAUCUUUUACACACUUUUUAUUUUUCAAAUUUCUAUUUCGGUGAAAAUUUCCUCAUUUUGUGCAAUGUGUUAUGUAUACAUGUUUUUGUUAUGUUAUUGUAAUUAAAUCGCUUUGCAUAAAAUGAAAUGUCUCCGGACCUCCGAACCUCUGAUGUGCUUUGCAUAUUAAUUUACCAUCAAUAAAUAUUAUAAAUGUAAGCACAUUUUAUUUUGUUCCAUAUUACCACGUUAUGCAUUCCUCAAUGAAC